GCGUGGGAGCGCGCGUACGACUUGGCGGAAGGCACGAUCCGCCCGCCCGCCAAGAUCUCUCUUCCGCCAAACGUCCCCCCUCCGCCGCACCUGGAGGACUGCGCGGCGCGCACUGCGUUCCGCGAGGCGACGGAGAAGCGCGCGGCCAGUGGGGAGUCGCCCAAGUGGUCCACCUCGUCCGAGGCGUGCGGCUGGGUGCCGCAGCCGCCCUGGAUCCGCGGGUCGGACGCGGGCAACCUGGCGGCAACGCGGCGGGUGCAGCGCGACCUGUGGGAGCGGCAGUUCCCCGCGUCGUGCCGGGAGCGGCGGCUGGUGCUGAUCGAGUGGUCACCGCUGGAGCGGCACGGGCUGGGGUCGCAGGUGCACAUCAUGACGGCGCUCUUCAGCCUUGCUGUCAGCUACAACCGCACCUUCGUGCCCAUGCCCGGCUCCUACAUGCGCGCCAACCACUCCGAGUGCCAAGGUGGGGAGUGCGAGGACAUGGCCAUGGCGGAGCACAAGGCGGGCCGCAUCCCGCCGUGCGCUGACUUCUGCGGGCUGGAGGGGGCGCUGAGGUCGGACAGCCCAGUGGUGUGCGCCAACGACGACGACUACAACUUCCUUCGCCUGCGCGGCGAUGCUGCCAGGUGUGCUAGGCUGGGUGGUUGCUGUAAGAGGGUUGCUACACACAUUCAAGGCACACAGCUUGUGGCUGCAAUGGCACGAGCGGUGCUCUCCUCUCCUCCUUUCCCCCCUCCCUUUCUCCCUCCUUUUCCCCCUCCCUUUCUCCUUCCUUUUCCCCCUUUCUAUCUCCCUUCUUUUCCCUCUCCGUUUCUCCCUCUUUUUCCCCCUCCCUUUCUCCCUCCUUUCCCCCUCCCUUUCUCCCUCCUUUUCCCCCUCCCUCUCUCCCUCCAUUUCCCCCUCCCUUUCUCCCUCCUUUUACCCCUCCUUUCCUCCCUCCUCCUCGACCCUUUUACCGUCCCUUUCCGCCUCCCUUUCCCGCUCCCUUUCUCCCCCUUCCCUUCCCACUUCCGUUCCCCCUCCCCAGGCCUCACCGCUCCCCCUGUCUCCCCCCCUCCUAGGGAGCUCCACCGGACCACACGUACCGACAACGGUGGUGAAGCUUACAACUUCUUCAUCCCACUCACAACAACCCCCCUCUCCUUGAGUCGACUCAACACAUUCCCCGGGCCUCUGCCCCUGGCCUCCCCUCUUCCUUUCCUGCUCCCCGUGCCGGUAACCGUGUCGGUCCGUCCGUGGCAGGGAGUGGGGCGACGCGUACCUGCAGCGGCCCAACAAAGUGGAGCUCACCGGCUCCAUGCAGCCCGUCAACCCCGCGCAGCGCCAGGUGGGCUCGCUGUGUCAUGCCCUCAGGUGCACUGGUGGCGAGCCCAGGCGAUCCGUUUCAUGCUGCGCUGGCCGUCGGCAUACAUGUGCCACAUCACCAACCGCGUGCGGCACAAUGCGUACGGCCAGCAGGUCGCCAUCCACAUGGCCAAGGCGGCAGCGGAGCAGGACGCCAUCAUUAAAGCCCUCAAACCGGACGAUGCGCACAAGGGCCUGGCCAUCAACUACGGGCAGGAGAUCAACACGCUCUCCCACAUGAACUUCUCCACGCCCAACCUCGAGAAUGAGGUCUGGCCGGGCCUGGACUAUGCUGGGUGUUCGCUGGACAACCAUACGGACCCCGAGGCGCCAAAGCACGCGGCUGACUCGGUGUACGAGGGGGUGGGUGGCGAGCCGUAUAUCCCGCGCCCGAUUGUGAGCAUGCACGUGCGGCAAGGGGACAAGGCGGGCGAGAUGCGGCUCAUCUCCUUCCCCUCGUUCAUGUUCAUGGCCAACAGGCUCAGACGCAGGAGUGUAAUAGACCAGUCACAGCAGUACAAGGACUGGGCCUUCCUCUACUCCACGAACCCCCGGCAGAACGGCACAACCUCCAUCUUUGAGUAUGAGCAGACGGCAGGAGUGGCGAAGCUGGCGGGGAUCAGCCUGGCGAACCUGCUCAUCUCAUCGCAGGCGGAUUUCUUUGUGGGCGCGCUGGGCUCCAACUGGAACCGCCUCAUCAGUGAGCUCAAGGCCACCAGUGGAAGGCUCUAUGCGUCCGUGAAUUUCGACGAGUGGUAG
Closterium sp. Yama58-4 is the source of this 2103-nucleotide messenger RNA. Lineage: Eukaryota; Viridiplantae; Streptophyta; Zygnematophyceae; Desmidiales; Closteriaceae. The record is from the annotation of a GenBank genome assembly.